AUGCAGCUGAACCAAGGCAAGUUUGAAUACAACGGAUCUUGUGGUUACCUCCUUAAGCCAGACUUUAUGCGCCGUCCUGAUAGAACGUUUGACCCGUUCUCUGAGACCCCUGUGGAUGGAGUGAUUGCAGCCACCUGCUCUGUUCAGGUCAUAUCCGGACAGUUUCUAUCGGACAAAAAAAUUGGGACCUACGUUGAGGUGGACAUGUAUGGACUGCCGACAGACACCAUACGGAAGGAGUUCAAGACACGGAUGGUCAUGAACAACGGCCUGAAUCCAGUAUACAAUGAGGAGCCGUUUGUAUUUAGAAAGGUUAUCCUGCCUGACCUGGCUGUGUUGAGGAUUGGAGUGUAUGACGACAAUAAUAAA
This is a messenger RNA of Staurois parvus, 369 nucleotides long. NCBI's taxonomy places the organism in Eukaryota, Metazoa, Chordata, Amphibia, Anura, Ranidae. The record is from the annotation of a GenBank genome assembly.